This is a messenger RNA of Phalacrocorax carbo (great cormorant), 1022 nucleotides long. The record is from RefSeq and is a predicted model, not a curated record. Lineage: Eukaryota; Metazoa; Chordata; Aves; Suliformes; Phalacrocoracidae.
CUUGGGCGCCUGCGCGGGACCCGUACCCCGGAAGCGCUCCGCUGUGCCGUGCCGUGCCGUGCCUGGGGAGGCGGCGGGGCCCUGCACGCUGUGAGCCGCGCGCCGCGCCGCGCCCCCGCCCGCCCCCGCCAUGUCCCGAGGCUCCAGCGCCGGCUUCGACCGCCACAUCACCAUCUUCUCGCCCGAGGGCCGCCUCUACCAAGUCGAAUAUGCUUUUAAGGCCAUAAACCAAGGUGGACUUACAUCUGUAGCUGUUCGUGGGAAAGAUUCUGCAGUAAUUGUAACACAGAAGAAAGUACCUGACAAGUUACUGGAUUCCAACACAGUGACUCAUUUAUUCAAAAUUACUGAAAAUAUUGGCUGUGUGAUGACAGGAAUGACAGCUGACAGCAGAUCCCAGGUGCAGAGAGCCCGCUAUGAAGCUGCUAACUGGAAGUACAAGUAUGGCUAUGACAUCCCUGUGGAUAUGCUGUGUAAAAGGAUUGCAGAUAUUUCUCAGGUCUAUACGCAAAAUGCUGAAAUGAGGCCUCUUGGUUGCUGUAUGAUUUUGAUUGGUAUUGAUGAAGAACACGGCCCUCAGGUAUACAAGUGUGAUCCGGCAGGUUACUAUUGUGGAUUCAAGGCCACAGCCGCAGGAGUUAAACAGACAGAGUCAACCAGUUUUCUUGAAAAGAAAGUAAAGAAGAAAUUUGAUUGGACAUACGAACAAACAGUAGAGACAGCAAUAACAUGCCUGUCUACUGUACUAUCCAUUGAUUUCAAACCUUCAGAAAUUGAAGUCGGUGUAGUUACAGUGGAAAAUCCUAAGUUCAGGAUCCUUACAGAAGCAGAGAUUGAUGUGCACCUUGUAGCUCUGGCAGAGAGAGACUAAUUAGCAUUCCCAUUUCCAUUGCCUGUGCUUCAGGCCAGGUUAUUUGGUGCAAAGAAAACACUUGCUAAUGGCUUUAGAUUAUGAGUGGAAAACAAUGUUUGCUUUAUGUUGUAAUUUACUCUGUACAAAUAAAACAGAGGUUUUUGAAAUA